This is a messenger RNA of Mycena citricolor, 2227 nucleotides long. The record is from the annotation of a GenBank genome assembly. NCBI's taxonomy places the organism in Eukaryota, Fungi, Basidiomycota, Agaricomycetes, Agaricales, Mycenaceae.
AUCGAGCCUUUUGUCUCUACCCCCGUGUGCCUGCGCGUAUUGUCUUGCUCCGUUCAGGGAUGCACCUUAUUUCCACGCAUCCACGAAGAAGGCUGUCGAGGACGUACAUCGAAACAAAAGCAAUGAACGCCCUUGGUGUGGAGAACAAAAGGCGUGGAAGUAGGCGCCCCGUGACGUGGAUUGCUUUUUUGUUUCCUAACUCGAUCAACGGCCAAUAUUGGAUACCGCUCAACAAAAGGGCGUUUGCUAUAUAACCCCUGCGCUAUGGCCCCACUCAAUUGUCGCUCACUGACUCGCCGAUCUUCGAUCUUCAACGGCUACUCCUCUCCGAGCAACUUCUGUCCGCCAUGACCGCCUACUACCCCCAGCCCGCUGCCGCGAACUACUUCUCUCCGCCCUCGCACGCUUCUCUUCGUCAACGGGGACUUCGCAUGUGCGACCAAUGCGGUGCAGCUGAGUCACCCGCUGUAUCGAAGUUCAGACUGUGUGGCGGAUGCAUGGUCACCCAAUACUGUUCCCAAGCAUGCCAAAAGGUUCACUGGCCAGCACACAAAGCUAUUUGCCAGCACACGGUCGAGCAGGUCACUGCUGCAAAGCAGGGCUCCGGAUUCAGCGGGGACCACAUCACCAAGAGCCUGCGCAAGUUCACAUCCUCGCACUGCGCUCUCCUGGGAUGGGCCGGCUUUCAGGCCCUGCAGCUCAAACGCGUUCCCGCCAACAUCCGGAAGAACGCAUUGUUGAUUGAGCUUGAACCGACAUCUGAUCCUGAUUGCAACCGUCGAUUCACCGUUGUGGGCACACACGUGGUUCCGCGGACCUUUAUCUGCGACCCGCUGGUCAUCGGCGACAUUCAGCGCCGCGAGCAACGGUGUCGGCAGGCCGGCGGGAUCGGCACUGCGGUCAUCAUCAUCCAGUGCGGAUCAUAUAGCCAAGUGAUGCCUGUCGAGGUCGACCCGCCGGCCAAGAUCAGCUGGGACGUGCGAGACGACUGGGCCGAGGUCCUGUACCACUUUGUCGAGACCGGCCGCACGGACUUCCAGCCCAUAUCGACGACUGCGCAGGGCAUCUACUAUGGAUGAGCCUCGCUUCGCUUUCCUCCCCUUUUUUCGAAUUCUCUUUUUCGCCCCCUCACAUGACACGCACCCGGCGAUCUGUAUCUCUAGCGCACAGCACAUCCUAUCUAUGUCCUCUCUACUCGCAUUUGCCUCCAUUGAUACCUCAUUCGCUGUCCCUUUGCUAUCCACAAGUUAGAUAACAAUCACAAUCGACUCUUUGCAAUCCAAAUCUUACAAGUUAUGUACUAUCCAUUUCUCCGCUUCACUGGAACCACCAUCGUUGCACCGCUCGUCUCCCUUCAACUAACAAGUAGAUCCAAGCUAGACACGCAUGUCAGUCGCAGCACGACGCAGACCUGAGACCUCCGCCCCCGGGCACGGCUCGCGCACGAUGACGAUCACGGGCACCCCGAGCGGCGAGCACGAGCACGACGACGACGAUGCCGGCGGCGGCGCGGAUGAAGCAUCGGGGUCUGGGGUCGCGGGGGUGCUGCAUCUGCGCGGGGGUCCGCCGCGCCGCCGGCAGCGGGUGGCGUGGGGCGAGGACGUUGUGGACAACGAGGGGUGCGGACGCAAGUCGUCGAAGAUCUGUUGCAUCUACCACAAGCCGCGCAAGUUCGACGAGUCGUCCUCGGACGACGAUCACUCGGAUUCGGAUUCGGCGGACUCGGACUCGUCGUAUGAGACGCGCAUGCGUGCACGGCGGGCGAGGCAGUAUCACCGGCAUCCGCACGACCACGACCACAACCACAACCACGAUCAUGACCAUGACCACGGCGCAAGUGGUUCGCCCAUGCACGGGCACGGUGUGGGCGCGGUGACGGAGCUCGAGCCACCGCCGGAGCCGAAUGCAUAUGAGCGGCAGCCCGCGAAGGGGAAGGGCAAAAGGAAGGCGGUGUGAAGGGGAAUCUUUCAGAUCUAAGAUGGCCAACUCUUCGCGGUGCCCAGCUACAGCAUCGCUCUGUGGAAAUUGGGAUUAUGGGAAGCCUGCCAAAAUCAGCUGAAAGAUGGUAUUUCGGCAGCAUAUAGCUCUCGUGGCUUGGUGUAUGGGCAUUUCCUUGUUGAUCUAAUAAUACAUACAAACUCCACCUGUGCCCAUCCCUUGCCAUAGUGGAUACACAUGACUUGAACAUUGACUAUUCCAACCUUUCUGAUGUAUCAUGCUCCCAAUA